AUGUCACCUAUUAAAGUUGCAUUUCUAGGUCCAGAGGGGACCUAUACCCAUCAAGCCGUGAUUCAACAAUUCGGUACAGACAUAACAGCUCUUCCCCAAAAAACAAUUGGAGAUUGUUUUGAAGCCAUAAAUAACCAUGACGUCAACUAUGCAAUUGUUCCAUUCGAAAACUCCACCAAUGGACAAGUUGUUUUCACAUAUGAUCUUUUACGUGAUUGGUAUCUCUCACCAACAACAUCGUCAUCACCACCUCCAAGUUUCAAGAUAGUAGGUGAACAAUACGUCUCCAUCCAUCACAACUUUCUAACAAAUGCCAAAUCGAUUGAUGAUAUAACUACCAUAUAUUCCCAUCCACAAGUCUGGACUCAAGUCACAAAAUUCUUAGCGGGUAUCAAAAAGAAUAUUGUCAAAAUUGACGUUGGGUCAACUUCAAAAGCAGCAGAAAUGGUAAGUCAAGAUAAAACCAACUCGACUGCAGCAAUUUCAUCAAAGAUGAGUGCUGUCUUAUACGGACUACCAAUGAUGCAUGAAAGUAUUGAGGAUAAUGUGACAAAUACCACCAGAUUCUUAGUCUUGGGAUAUGAUUAUCCACCUUCCCCACCUCCACCUUCAAAAGAAGAUAACCCAGAUCAGAUUGAUCAAGAAGAAGGAACAAUGAUAACAUCAUUGAUGUUUACAAUCGAUAAUGAAUCAAACCCAGGUUCUCUUUGUGAUGUGUUGCUUAAAUUCAAAACCCAUGGAAUCAAUUUGACAUCGAUUACAUCACGUCCUGCUGGUAAUUUGAAUCAACCAUGGACAUAUGUGUUCUUUGUUGAGUUAUUGGGACCACUUAAAAAUGAAGAUAAGGUUUGGGUUGAUGAAUUGGGGAUUCAAGGACUGAAGGUGGUCGUGUUAGGGUCAUUUAAACGUAGUUGGAGAUAUGAAGCAAGUUUGAGAAAACCCACAAUAAGAGAAUAG
This is a messenger RNA of Hemisphaericaspora subhashii, 957 nucleotides long. RefSeq names its product prephenate dehydratase (gene PHA2). The transcript has 2 exons. Lineage: Eukaryota; Fungi; Ascomycota; Pichiomycetes; Serinales; Debaryomycetaceae. Gene Ontology annotation, molecular function: prephenate dehydratase activity; chorismate mutase activity. Bases 1 to 957 code for a protein of 318 amino acids. Gene Ontology annotation, cellular component: cytoplasm. Gene Ontology annotation, biological process: L-phenylalanine biosynthetic process. The record is from RefSeq and is a predicted model, not a curated record.